CUCAUCGCUCAAACGCUCACCAGAAACACCCAUCACCACCACCAGCUCGAGUCCGGAGAAGCAGAGAUAUGGCCUCCGCCGACGAGGAAGCGUGCAUGUACGCUCUCCAGCUUGUCUCGUCGUCGAUCCUCCCGAUGACGCUGAAGAACGCCGUCGAGCUGGGCCUCUUCGACACCCUGGUGGCCGCCGACGGCGAGCUGCUGAGCCCUGCCGAGGUGGCUGCCAAGCUCCCGUCCGCGGCGAACCCGGCCGCGCCCGACAUGGUGGACCGCAUGCUCCGGUUGCUGGCCUCGUACAACGUGGUGUCCUGCACCAUGGAGGAGGGCGAGCACGGCCGCCUCUCACGGCGGUACGGCGCCAAACCUGUGUGCAAGUUCCUCACCCCCAAUGAGGACGGCGUCUCCAUGGCCCCGCUCGCGCUCAUGAAUCAGGACAAGGUCCUCAUGGAGAGCUGGUACUAUCUGAAGGAUGCUGUCCUUGAUGGCGGCAUCCCGUUCAACAAGGCCUACGGGAUGUCAGCGUUCGAGUACCAUGGCACGGACCCUCGCUUCAACCGUGUCUUCAACGAAGGGAUGAAGAACCAUUCCAUCAUCAUCACCAAGAAGCUCCUUGAAUUGUACAAGGGGUUCAAUGGCCUCAGCACACUCGUGGACGUGGGCGGCGGCAUAGGCGCCACCGUCGGAGCCAUCACCGCCUACUACCACACCAUCAAAGGCAUCAACUUCGACCUUCCCCAUGUCAUCUCCGAGGCGCCACUGUUCCCGGGUGUCACCCACGUGGGCGGCGACAUGUUCCAGAAGAUUCCCUCGGGGGACGCCAUCCUCAUGAAGUGGAUCCUUCAUGACUGGAGCGACGAGCACUGCGCAACGCUGCUGAAGAACUGCUACGACGCGCUGCCGGCGCACGGCAAGGUGGUGCUCGUGGAGUGCAUCCUGCCGGUCAACCCGGAAGCUACCCCUAAGGCACAGGGGGUGUUCAACCUUGACAUGAUCAUGCUCGCGCACAACCCAGGUGGUAGGGAGAGGUAUGAGAGGGAGUUCGAGGCCCUGGCCAAGGGCGGCGGGUUCGCCUCCAUCAAGGCCACUUACAUCUACGCUAACGCAUGGGCAAUCGAGUUAACUAAGUAGAUGCAUGGCAACUUCCAAGUAUCUCUUGCAUGCUCAUUGCUGCUCCCACAUCGACCUCAUUAUGCAAUUUCGCUUCUUUUAUCCCUAUGUUUUCCCUUAAUUUUUAUCCUUUGAAUCAUUCCAAUUUCUAAUUGUUGUGCCAUUGGUCCAUUCCAUAUGUAUUAUGACAAAGCUUCUCUUAAAUGUUGCAUUAAUUAUA
This is a messenger RNA of Hordeum vulgare subsp. vulgare (domesticated barley), 1326 nucleotides long. RefSeq names its product tricetin 3',4',5'-O-trimethyltransferase-like. Gene Ontology annotation, molecular function: O-methyltransferase activity; S-adenosylmethionine-dependent methyltransferase activity; protein dimerization activity. The record is from RefSeq and is a predicted model, not a curated record. NCBI's taxonomy places the organism in Eukaryota, Viridiplantae, Streptophyta, Magnoliopsida, Poales, Poaceae. Gene Ontology annotation, biological process: methylation. The transcript is spliced from 2 exons. Bases 69 to 1127 code for a protein of 352 amino acids.